UAAAUAUUUCAUUAACUAAAUCUUUAAUUUUUUAGAAAUAUAAUUUAUAAUAUGAAAAUUAAAAGUAAUAAGAAAUCAUUGGGAAAUUUAUAUGAAAAACGGCAAAGUUUGCCUUCUAAAUGGUUGCAGACAGAUAUUUUUGGUACAAUAUAUAGGGAUUAUGCCUAUUCAUGUGAUGACCCUCGAUUUUAUAAAUCUCCAUUAGAAUAUGAUUUUUUGAAAAGCACUCUGAAUUCAUGUAUGAGAUUUUCUUUUACAGAUGAUGAUUUGGAUUUUGAUCAAGAUUUAUUGUUGAAGGAUGAUUAUUUUCAGUCUACAUUUGAAAAUGAACAGUUUAAUGAUAUAGAAUCAUAUAAAGUUUUAGAGACAUCAGCGGAUGAAAUAUAUGGAAAAGCAGUUGCUUUAUUUGAUUUUAUACCAGAGCAUGAAAACGAAUUUGCAUUAGUGAGAGGACAAAAGAUAUGGAUUUCGUAUAGACAUGGGCAAGGAUGGUUAGUUGCGGUUGAUCCGGAAACAGGAGAUACGGGCCUUGUUCCUGAAGAAUACGUACAAAUGUAUGAUUUUGAUGAUGUUUUUAGUGAUAAUAAAAAACAAUAUAUAUCUAUUAAACAAAGUGAAGAAACUAUUCUGGAGAAUGAUGUUCAAAAAGAUAAAAUAAAUGAUAAUUAUGAUUCUAGUAGAAAUUCGGAUAUGGAUGACGUUAUGAAAAAUGAGACAUAUUCAUUAGAUGAGCAGUACUCUCGUUUAAGUUUAUAUGAAGAAAAUAAAUAA
Molecule: messenger RNA, 771 nt
Organism: Pneumocystis murina B123
Lineage: Eukaryota; Fungi; Ascomycota; Pneumocystomycetes; Pneumocystales; Pneumocystaceae
Exons: 2
Coding region: 52-771 (239 amino acids)
Molecular function (GO): protein binding
Source: RefSeq, a predicted model, not a curated record